AUGACCAUCAUCUCUGCAGAGACUAGGGCUGUUCCCCGCAGGUCUUCAUCCAUCUCUGGUACCCUCAUCCACGACAUCCGCGACGGUGUCGUCAAGCUCACUGCCAACCCGGACGACGCUAUCGUCAACCACCCCGUGCAGACGCGUUCGUCGACGCGAACUCUGCCACGGCGGCAGCACGCUACCUCUCUCGUCGAAGAGUUCAUCCAGUCCUUCAUGGAGCUCGAGAGCUAUAGGAAUGGCAAGCCCGUACAGGUUGACGGACAGAACCUUUCGAUUGCGGCCGUCACAGCGGCGUCAAGAUACGGUGCCUCUGUCGUUCUCGACGACUCCCCGGCUCUCAAGAACAAGAUCGCGAAGAGCAGAAGGACCAUUGCAGACAAGAUCGACGCUGGCUUGAGCGUAUACGGCGUGUCGACUGGAUUCGGAGGCAGCGCAGAUACCCGCACCGACCAGCCGAUCCUCCUCGGCAAUGCUCUCCUCCAGCAUCAGCACAGUGGUGUACUUCCUUCUUCGGCCAAGCCCCUCGAUGUCCUCCCCCUGCUAGACCCACUCAAUUCGACGAGCAUGCCUGAAGCAUGGGUCCGAGGAGCUAUCCUUGUUCGGAUGAACUCUCUCAUUCGCGGCCACUCUGGUGUUCGGUGGGAGCUUAUCGAGAAGAUGAAUGGGCUACUUGCUGCCAAUAUCACUCCUCUAGUACCUCUACGCGGAACCAUUUCUGCUUCUGGAGACCUCGCGCCCUUGUCAUACAUCGCCGGUACUCUCAUUGGCAAUCCUUCCAUAAGGGUAUUCGACGGCCCUAAGGCCUUUGGUGGACGCGAAAUUGUUUCCUCGCGCAAGGCUCUCGAGGCGCAUGGCAUCGAGCCUAUCCCUCUUGCCUCCAAGGAACAUCUUGGAAUUCUCAACGGCACGGCCUUCUCUGCAGCCGUCGGUUCCCUCGCCGUGAACGACGCCGUUCAUCUUACACUACUCUCCCAAGUCCUCUCGGCUAUGGGCUGUGAGGCGCUCGCUGGAACCCGCAGCUCCUUCGACCCCUUCAUCAACUCCGUUGCUCGUCCCCACCCCGGCCAGAUCGAGACCGCCAGGAAUAUCUGGAAUCUCCUGGAAGGCAGCACCUUCGCUGUUACCAACGAGGUUGAGCUGACGAUUGAUGAGGACGAGGGUGUCCUGCGCCAAGACAGGUAUCCUCUCCGAACUGCCCCUCAAUUCAUCGGUCCUCAAGUCGAAGACCUCCUUCAAUCACUCAAAACAUUGACCAUCGAGUGUAACUCAACGACCGACAACCCUCUUGUCGACGGUGAAACGGGAACUAUCCACCAUGGUGGCAACUUCCAGGCCAUGGCCGUGACAAACGCCAUGGAAAAGACGCGUCUCAGCUUGCACCACCUUGGUCGCAUUCUCUUCGGGCAGUGCGCAGAGCUCAUCAACCCCGCGAUGAACCGCGGUCUGCCGCCCUCUCUCGCAGCCACCGACCCCUCGCUUGACUACCACGCAAAGGGCAUCGACAUUGCCUCUGCUGCAUACGUCGCCGAGCUCGGGUAUCUCGCCAACCCGGUGUCGACGCAUAUCCAGUCUGCCGAGAUGCACAAUCAGGCCGUCAACUCACUGGCGCUGAUUUCUGCCCGUGCUACGCUCAACUCGUUGGAGGUGCUUUCAAUCUUGAUGUCGUCGUACCUGUAUGCUAUCUGCCAGGCGCUCGACCUCCGGUCAUUACAACACGAGUUCCAUGAGGGUCUUACUAAGAUCAUUUCGGAGGAAUUCUCGUCUGCGUUCGGCUCUGUCAUCUCGAAGGCGGACUCGAAGACCAUCGAGGAACACGUUGCGACCGCCAUGCACGAAACUUUCGACGCAACAUCCACCAUGGACGCCGCCGACCGCAUGCAGAGAGUCGCCGCCGCCUCGAGCACCAUCCUCGUCGACUUCUUCACCGGAGCAUCCUUCGCCGACGCGUCUGCCGUCGCCACCGGCCUCAUCGCCAUCCCCACCUUCCGCGCACGCGUCGCCGAGCGCCUGACGUCCCUGCUCCACGAGCUCAGAGGUGCCUACCUCUCUGGUGCCCGCGGGCCUGCUCCCGCAAGCCGUCAUCUCAACAAGACCCGCCCGGUGUACGAGUUCGUGCGCCUGACGCUCGGCAUCAGGAUGCAUGGGUCGGAGAACUACCACCGCUUCGUGAAUGGCCUUGGCGUGGAGGACGUUACUGUCGGGCAGAACAUCUCGCUUAUUCAUGAGGCUAUUCGCGAUGGGAAGAUGCAGCCUGUCAUUGUGAACCUGUUCUCUUCACUAUGA
This is a messenger RNA of Cyclocybe aegerita, 2286 nucleotides long. The record is from the annotation of a GenBank genome assembly. NCBI's taxonomy places the organism in Eukaryota, Fungi, Basidiomycota, Agaricomycetes, Agaricales, Hemipholiotaceae.